Molecule: messenger RNA, 1760 nt
Organism: Solea senegalensis (Senegalese sole)
Lineage: Eukaryota; Metazoa; Chordata; Actinopteri; Pleuronectiformes; Soleidae
Gene: guca1aa
Product: guanylate cyclase activator 1A
Exons: 4
Coding region: 519-1088 (189 amino acids)
Molecular function (GO): calcium ion binding; calcium sensitive guanylate cyclase activator activity
Source: RefSeq, a predicted model, not a curated record
UUGUUCUAUGCUUGUCUAAAUGUAACAAUAUCCUCCAAAACUAACGGAGGGAGUUGCAGAGUUUAGUUUCACGACUUAAGUUUCCUCUAAGAGCAUUAAAGCUGCACCGCUCUCACUUCAGCUGCUGAGCCAAGUGAAUCACUUUGGAUGCAUGACUGUGUCGUCCUGCGUCGCCACGUGAGGGAUGAAAGCUGGACAGUGUCGUCAGCACAUCUCAGGGUAAACCUGGACAGAGGUGGAGCAGGCGACGUGCCCUUUUAACGAUUAAGCUAUCGCCUGCACGUUUGAUUGGAUUACAGCCGGUGAUUAGACCUAAGGAGGACACAGAGGGGUGUGGAUCGUCUCAAACCCAAACACCGGUGUCUACAAAAGGCCCACACCUUCUCUGCUGUUCUCACCCUGAGUCCCACUGUUGUGUGACUGUGAAGAGGAACCACCUCCGCUUCACGGUAGACCAAUUCGGGCUGACAGGUUUGCACAGAGGUCUUCAGCACACACGCACCUGAGGCAUCUGAGAAAUGGGCAACUCGUCAGGAAGCACCGUGGACGACCUGCAGGCCGUGGAGAUGCACCUGUGGUACAAGAAGUUCAUGACCGAGUGUCCCUCAGGUCAGCUCACCCAGCACGAGUUUAAGCAGUUCUUUGGGCUGCGAGGUUUGGACCCAGAGGCCAACGCCUACAUCGAGCAGAUGUUCCGCACGUUUGACAUGAACAAGGACGGCUACAUUGACUUCAUGGAGUACGUGGCAGCUCUGAGUCUGGUGAUGCGAGGAAAGAUGGAGCACAAACUGCGCUGGUAUUUCAAACUCUAUGAUGUGGAUGGAAACGGCUGCAUCGACAGACACGAGCUGCUCAACAUCAUAAAGGCCAUUCGUGCCAUCAAUGGAAAUGAAAGCCAGGAAACGAGCGCAGAGGAAUUCACGAACCGCGUGUUUGACAGGAUUGAUAUAAAUGGAGACGGCGAGCUUUCGCUGGAGGAGUUUGUGGCCGGCGCUCGCAGUGACAGUGAAUUCAUGGAGGUGAUGAUGAAGAGUCUGGACCUGAGCCACAUCAUGGCCAUGAUCCACAACAGGAGACACAGCGUUUAACUCCGACUUUUUCCUCAUUCCCGGUCUGACCCGGCAGCUUCAGUGCGACGUCGUCGCCUCUGGUGGAAAAAGGUCGUUUAUCGACUGAGAUUUCUAUUAAGAUCGAGUCCAGUUUCAUGUUUUUUAUCUUCAUCUCUAUAAGGGCGUCACACAUGCACUUUAAACACAUUUGGAUGACUCAGUCAACCUUUGCAGACCGGUCCUCGUCUAACGAUGCUCCACCGAGGCCACGUUAGCAUGAAGGAUGAUCCCUCACACGGCUCACGUAGCCUUAGAUACCCACCAGGGAUAAAAGAGGCAGAUAGUGAGGUAAAGUGGCAAUUACACCCUGCAACCAAAGAUGAUUCCAUUAUUUUUGAUUCCUCCGUAUCACAUGACUCACCCCUGUUUACCCACUCUUCUUGUGAAGCUGCAGUGAACAACAAAAACAUGAAAACCAGUAAAAAAUACUGAUGUGAUGCAGAGAAACUGCAAUGCUCCCUUUUUUAAUGUUUAAAAAUAAUCAAAAGUUCUUUGUUGUUUCUUUGGCUGAAUGAUUUGCUUCAGUUCAGUAUAAAUGCAGGAUAUUAUGUUCAUGUGUGUUGGAGAUGCUCGGUUGGUGCCUUCUGACAGAAGAAUACAGAAUGUUUUUAGCUUCUGCUUAUUUGUACAAUAAAAAGAAGCCCUUCUAAA